CCUGAAGCACCUCGUUGACAGCUGUCACGACUGCCUAGAACGCGGCACCUGCGGCCUGUCUUCAGAGUGGCACGUCACCUCCCCCCAGCGUGCGGGCGAGCGGGGCACCCAGGCUGGUCGCAGCCGAAGUCACUUGCGAUGAGCAAAGCGCUGUUGGGUGAGCCCACUUGCGCUUCAGUGACUCGCCAAAAGCAGGUGGCGCCAACCCCGUAAAGCAAUGGCUGGUCCCUUCUCCCAGGAAACACACUGAAGCCUGUGCGCACGAAGGGACUCUGCCUUUGUGACCCAGCUCCCAGCAGCCCGGGGCAGUCUACGUGUGCACAGGGAGGAGCAGGAGACGCAGAGCGGGUGGAAGCAAGGAGCUUAUUCAGACAGACCCCGGAGCCGGAGGGAGACGGCGGCAGCUCGUAAGUGGCACUAAAGAGCAAAGCGGGCGGACGACAUCACGCUGAGGCCUUCUCUCUGGGACUCCCAGCCUAGACCGGCCGCCGAGGAGCCACAAGGCAGGACCCCUCUACGGUGUGACCCUUGCCCGCAGCAGGCCCACCCGUCUCUGCAAGAGAACCUGGCGGGUGAGUGGAACCACGGGUCUCCUUGUGAUGUCAGCCGUGCCCGGAAUGCCCCCACCCAGCCGGCUGGGGCGCCUCGGGAGCCGGCGGGGGAGCUGGCGCCCGCGUCCGUCCGAGCAUGGAGAGCUUCUCACUCCUAAGCAUCUCGGGACCGCGGAUUUCCUCCUCGGCCCCGAGCGCCUUUCCCGACAUUAUGUCCUCACGCGCCACCAGCUUGCCAGACAUCGCGAAGAGCGCGCUCCCCAGCGCGGCGCCCAGCCCGGCGCAGGCGCGGCCCCCGGCGCUCGCGAGCAGCGUCCUCCGGCACAGGCUGCGGCACGCGCUGCUCUCUCCAGACUGCGUCUUAGGGGACGCCCAGAGCGGGGAGCAGCUGAGGCGGAACUGCACCGUCUACCGGCCGUGGUUCUCCCCUUACAGCUACUUCGUGUGUGCGGACGUGGAGAGCCGCCUGGAGGCCCGCAGCUUCUCAGAGGCGCUGUGGGACGAGGGCCGGGGGGACGGCGGCCUUCCCGAGGGUCUGGCUGAGAGCGUCUGCUCCUCCUCCUCCCCGGAGGACACGUGUCCGCGAGAGGCCACGCAGAAGCCCAGGCACGGCCCGGACGCCGUGGACUCCAUCACGUCCCAGGACAUCCUCAUGGCCUCCAGGUGGCACCCAGCCCAGCAGAGUGGCUACAAGUGUGCGGCCUGCUGCCGCAUGUACCCCAGCUUGCGGUCCCUCAAGAGCCACAUCCGCGGUGGCUUCAAGGAGGGCUUCAGCUGCAGGGUGUACUACCGCCGGCUCAAAGCCCUCUGGGGCAAGGAGCAGUGGGCCCGGCCUGGGGACAGGUUCUCCUCCUCGGCCAGCUGCCAGGCCUCCCAGUAGGCCAGGCCAGGCGAAUGACCACGCCCCCUCGUGCCACAGCGAUGCCAAUAAAGCGGCAAGUCACAGCCCGGCCGCGCCCAAGGGCCCUGCACGCCUGCCGUCCUUGCCGCCACCCCCGCCCCUGCAGCUAAGCUGCCGGGGACACCGGCCACCCCCACCCCUGGCAAUUCCUGAAGGCUGAGUCUCCUCUAAGACGGUGGCUCUCAAAGUGAGGUGCCCAGACUGCAGUGUCAGCACCCGUGAGAACCUGUUAGAAACAAAAUUCGCAGACCCCCCGAGGCCGGCCGCACCAGACACUCUGGGUGGCCUGGCAACUCGUUCUAAGCAGCUCAGCAGGUGACUCGGGCAUGGCCCUGGAGGGAGGGCCUGGCCCUCACGCUGCUCCCUCGGUGACCCGUCCCGGCCUCAGCUCGGGGAGCCCGCACUGAGGGACGGGGGCCAAGCGCUGUUCCGCGUUGGCGUGGGGAAGCCUCCGCUGGCAGGGACCCCGCAUGGUCUGGGAGCUGCUUGGGGGUGAGAGCUCCUGAGGGCUGGGACAGGGAGGACAUGUCUCUGUGCGGAAGGCAGAGGGGGCGCCCUGCCAUGCAUGCCACAGCCCCCCACGAGGAAAGCUGCUCUGGCGGAGGCGGAACAGACUGUGGCAUCUCUGCGGCGUGCGCCACCAUGACGGCAGGCCCGCAGGCGGCCCGGCCCUCCCCAUCUCUGAGCAAGCAUGCCGCCGACUGGGCCCAGCGGUGCGGGGCGCCGCCGUGUCCCCCACUGUGCGGCUCACAGCUCAGCGGCCUCUCCGGGCCCCCCAUCCCCACUCCCUGUGACUUGGGGCUGCGGUCCCUCUCAGGCCCCUGGCACCAACCUCCCUUUGCUCCUGCCGCCCACCAGGAGCCAACAGGUGGGGAGUAGGGUGGCCUCACCCUCCGGGCACCCACGCGUCUCCCGCAGGCAUGUCACGUGGCAGAGCCCGAGCCACGAGGCCCCUCCCGGUCCUGCGCCUGACCCCGCUCCUUGCCCACCGCCCACCGCCCUGAGCUCACCGCCUGGCCCUGGCUCCCUGAAGCGCAGGUGAGUGACUCUGGGCAGGUGCCCAAUGCUCACUCUGCUCUUGUUCGCCGAGAUGGGAAAGCCGCUUGGGCCCGUGCAGACUUCUCUGCGCGCACGUCACUGUCACGCGUGCCCCUCGGCUGGGCUCUGGAGGGGCUCCGGGGAGGGGUGGGGGCGAGAAGGCUGCUCGGAGUUCCGCAGUCUGCGGGAGCCAGGGAAGGACCGGCCCGUCUGCUCACGCUCCCUCCUCCAGGCCGUGUCACGGGCACGGAACACGCUCGACACAAGGGCAGCCACCACCGGGGCCACCCAGGGGUCACGGGACGUGGCAUGCGCUGCCGGCAGGCGCUUGAGCUGCACUUUUCCCGGGGACGAGGUGCGCCCUGCACACCAAGGUCGCGUGACUGGGACCCGGCGACUCUCCGGUCCGGUCCCGAGUGCCAUGUGGGCACAGCGGGAAGUGCGCCCCGCAGGGCACUGCUGACGGGCGCAGGCGCGGCUGCCCUGCAGGGCGCCUGGACGCGGUCUCGGCCACUCUCCAUGGCGUGUUUUAGCCGCAUCUUACACACGAGACAAUGCGGCUCGUCAGUCUGCCCGGCCAGACGAGGGCCGGCUCGGCCGAUGCUGCCGCCACACCGCAUGGAG
Molecule: messenger RNA, 3114 nt
Organism: Pteropus alecto (black flying fox)
Lineage: Eukaryota; Metazoa; Chordata; Mammalia; Chiroptera; Pteropodidae
Gene: SPATA46
Product: spermatogenesis associated 46
Exons: 3
Coding region: 688-1431 (247 amino acids)
Biological process (GO): fertilization
Cellular component (GO): nuclear membrane
Source: RefSeq, a predicted model, not a curated record